Messenger RNA from Trichosurus vulpecula (common brushtail), 957 nucleotides. Its product is annotated as olfactory receptor 5B12-like. The record is from RefSeq and is a predicted model, not a curated record. NCBI's taxonomy places the organism in Eukaryota, Metazoa, Chordata, Mammalia, Diprotodontia, Phalangeridae. Bases 1 to 957 code for a protein of 318 amino acids. Gene Ontology annotation, biological process: G protein-coupled receptor signaling pathway; sensory perception of smell. Gene Ontology annotation, cellular component: membrane. The transcript has a single exon. Gene Ontology annotation, molecular function: odorant binding; G protein-coupled receptor activity; olfactory receptor activity.
AUGACUUCUAUGGAGAACAGAUCUGAAGUGAAUGAGUUCAGACUCAUAGGAUUAACAGAUGCCCCAGAGCUUCAGGUUCUUCUCUUCAUCAUGUUCACCUUCAUCUACCUCAUCACCCUUGUAGGGAAUCUGGGGAUAGUAGCUCUGAUCUCCUGGGAUUCCCACCUCCACACCCCCAUGUACUUUUUCCUCAGUAACCUCUCUCUGGUGGAUUUUGGCUACUCUUCAAGUAUUACUCCCAAGGUGAUGGCUGGACUGCUCACAGGCAAAAAAAUCAUUUCUUACAAUGGAUGUGCUACACAGUUGUUCUUUGUUGUGGCCUUUGCUAAUACUGAAAGUUUUCUCUUAGCCUCCAUGGCUUAUGAUCGUCAUGCAGCUGUGUGUAAGCCCUUACAUUACACCACUACCAUGACUUCAACAGUAUGUUCAUUUCUCACCAGUGGGUCUCAAGUCUGUGGUUUUCUAACCUCCUCCAUACUCACAGGAAACACAUUUAGCCUUUCCUUCUGUAAAUCCAAUGUGGUCCAUCAUUUCUUCUGUGACAUUCUUCCUCUCCUAGUUCUCUCAUGCUCUGAUAUUCAACUGAUUCAGUCAGUCAUCUUUAUCAUAGUGUUACUCAAUGGCUUUUUCCCAUUUCUUGUUAUCUUUACCUCUUACAUGUUAAUCUUCAUCACCAUUCUGAACAUCCGUUCUGCUGAAGGCCGCCAGAAAGCCUUCUCCACCUGUGUUUCGCAUCUCAUAGUAGUGUCCAUAUUUUAUGGGACAAUCAUCUUCAUGUACUUCCAACCCACUUCAAGACAUUCAGUGGACUCAGACAAAAUGGUGUCAGUGUUCUACACCAUGAUCAUCCCCAUGUUGAACCCUCUGGUCUACAGUCUGAGGAACAAAGAUGUCAUGAAUGCUUUCAGGAAAGCUGUAAAGGGACAACGACUUCAACUGGAUCAUUUUUUUUCUUAG